CCACUGUGUUAUAUUAAUGCCCAAUAUUUUAUGAUACUUACUUCCUAUUUUUCAUAAAUGAUUUAUUAAUUAUUAUUUAUAAACCAGCUGCAGGGAUGUGCUGUUUUGAAAAAUCUCUUGGUUGCUUAAAUGGUGGCCUGAAGGAAGAUUUAGCACAGAAACUGGUGGAGGCAAAUAUUGAAAUAUUUAAGCUGUCGGCUGAGCUUAAGUUUUCAUUGCGGUUGUAUCGCUACCUCAAAAUCCCAAAAUACAGAAGACUUCAUACUAUUGAAGAUUUCUUUUAUGGAUUGUCAAUUAAGUUCAUCAGAGAGACGAUGGAUGAGAUCAAGGAUCUUAUAAAAGAAAAGAAGCUUGUAGAUGGCCAGUUCAACUUUCUCACUUACCUCAUGUCUCGUAAGGAACUCUCUGAGAAGGAUGUCAUCACCAUCACUUUGUCUCUCUUCUCUGAUGGUCUUUCUACGGUAAGCACUUCUUAUGUAAAUUAGGGUAUAUUCAAUAUAAUACAGCCUCUCCUUACUUAACAACGGAGUUCCAUUCCUAAGACCACAUCGGUAAAUGAAUUCAUCACUAAGUGAGGAGCAUAUUAUAAUGGUAGUUUUUAUCAAUGAUCUAUGGUCUUAAUGUCACCUUUGCAUCAUUUACAGGUGAGCCAUCACUAAUCCGGCAUCAUUGGGACCUGUAGUAUGCAGGAUUAGUGAGUUUGCCGGAUUACAGAGUGGUUAUGUUAGAAUAAAUUUAAUUAACCUAUCAAUAGAUCUGACUCGGCUACAUCUUCCUCAUUUUCAUCACUGCUUUCUCCUCCAAUGGCUUGCUGCUGUGGAUUUACAACCAUCUGCACAAUUUCCGAGUCAGAAUAAAGAUGAAAUUUGAAAUUAUGCUAGCUGAAAUUAGUGCUAGAUUACUGAUGGAACUGGAUAACUGAUUGCCGGAUUAGUGAUGGCCGACCUGUUUAACAUUUCUGGUAUAUUUUCAAAUGUUUAUACAGUAGUGUACUGUAUAUUGUAU
This is a messenger RNA of Cherax quadricarinatus, 1005 nucleotides long. Lineage: Eukaryota; Metazoa; Arthropoda; Malacostraca; Decapoda; Parastacidae. The record is from RefSeq and is a predicted model, not a curated record.